Messenger RNA from Penicillium arizonense, 336 nucleotides. RefSeq lists its product as uncharacterized. Lineage: Eukaryota; Fungi; Ascomycota; Eurotiomycetes; Eurotiales; Aspergillaceae. The record is from RefSeq and is a predicted model, not a curated record. The coding region runs from base 1 to 336 and encodes 111 amino acids. The transcript is spliced from 4 exons.
AUGAACGACGCAACGGAGCUGCGCUGCAUGGCCUUGAAUGCCGAGAGGUCGAUUCAACAGUCAGAGGUGCAUGGGGCUGCGGCAUCAGAUGUUACUCCCCCAAAUACGCGCAAAAAGCGCCGUCUCAGAUAUGAGGACGACAUCAUCAAUGGAAUAAAGCCUGAAUCCAAUGACAUCGUGCUAAUGAGUCCAUACCUCUCCAUCAUAGGCAUGACGCCCGCUCAAUACGAGACCCUGAACCACGGCAGGGCCAGUAAUGGCUGGCCAACCGCGAACCAAUCAGUCACUCACAUGCGUGCAAACGAUCCGAACGGAAGGCGUGGUGACGGAUACUAG